This is a messenger RNA of Caenorhabditis bovis, 1911 nucleotides long. The record is from the annotation of a GenBank genome assembly. NCBI's taxonomy places the organism in Eukaryota, Metazoa, Nematoda, Chromadorea, Rhabditida, Rhabditidae.
AUGAUCAUUCUUAUCGGGUUUCUUGUGAUCAUUGGGCUUUUAUUGUGGAAAUGGCUCGACAUUCGAUCGAUUGAUGAAAUCCAGAAUAUUGGACAAUUGAUGACGAGCGGAAAUGGACAACACGUGAUGUCGAAUUUGUUUCAGGUUGAUGAAAAAUCGAAGCGGCAUGGUGGCGAACUCGUGGCAGCUGCUUUGAAGGCGCAUGAUGUCAAGGAGAUUUUUGUGCUCUGCGGUGGUCAUAUUUCGCCAAUUCUCGUCGCCGCUCAGAAUCUUGGAAUUCGCAUCAUCGACACUAGGCAUGAAGUGACUGCCGUGUUCGCCGCCGACGCUGUUGCUCGCCUACGCCAGUCGAUUGGUGUGGCGGCGGUGACCGCCGGUCCGGGACUCACCAACACAAUCACCGCCGUCAAGAACGCGCAAAUGGCCGAGAGUCCGCUGUUGCUCAUCGGCGGCGCCGCGCCGACGUUGUUGAAAGGACGCGGCGCGCUUCAGGACAUUGAUCAGAUGGUGCUGUUUCGACCGUUGUGCAAAUUUGUCGCGCGCGUCGAGCGCCUCCGCGACAUCAUCCCGACGAUUCGAGAGGCGAUCAAAGCGGCGAUGUCGGGAUGCCCGGGUCCGGUGUUCGUCGAGUUUCCCGUCGAUGUCCUCUAUCCAUACGAUCUUGUCGUGAAAGAGAUCGGAUUCAAUCCGAACGCGAGAGGAUUCAUUCAGACAGCGCUCAACUACUACCUUCGUUGUCAUGUGUCUCGCCAAUUCAGCGCCGCGUGGCGAUCGCAAGAUCCGACGCCGUUGCCGACGAGUAUCCCGUGGCCCAAGAAUGAGGACGUCGAAAAAAUGGUGCGCCUUGUGAAGAACGCCAAAAAGCCGGUGUUGCUCAUCGGAAGUCAGGCGGUUCUUGCGCCAGUGAAGCCCGACGAUCUCGUGAAAGCCGUUGAAGCGCUGGGAUGUCCGGUGUUCCUUGGAGGAAUGGCGCGUGGUCUUCUUGGCAAGAAUCACAAAUUGCAAAUGAGACAUGUUAGGCGAGACGCGCUCAAAGAAGCCGAUCUCACGAUUCUUGCAGGAACUGUUUGCGAUUUCCGAUUGUCCUAUGGUCGAACGCUGUCCAAAAAAUCAAAAAUUAUCGCUAUCAAUAGAAGUCGCGCGCAAUUGACAAAGAACGAGAAAGCUUUCUGGAACGCAGACGUUUCGGUUCAGUCGGAUGUUGCAUCAGCUCUAGUGCAGUGUGCUUCGAGACUUGGGGGCGAUUAUCAGACGCCAUCGGAAUGGGUCGAUGCGUUGCGAGAGAAGGACAAUGAGAAGGAAGCGGGAAAUGAGAAGAAGAUGAUGGCGAAAACGGCGAACGGAUUCAUCAAUUCGUUGAAUUUCCUGAAGACGUUUGACAAAUUGCUUCCCGACGACGCGAUUCUUGUGGCCGACGGCGGCGAUUUUGUCGGAUCGGCGGCGUACAUUGUGAGACCGCGCGGGCCGUUGCAAUGGUUGGAUCCGGGCGCGUUUGGAACGUUGGGUGUUGGCGGUGGAUUUGCGCUUGGCGCAAAGGUUGUUCAUCCGGAUCGUCCGGUGUACAUAAUUUGGGGCGACGGCUCGUGCGGCUACUCGUUGAUGGAGUUCGACACGUUUGCUCGUCACAAUUUGCCGGUGAUCGGCAUCGUUGGAAACGACGCGUGCUGGACGCAAAUCGCCCGCGAGCAGGUGCCAAUGUUCCAGAGUUCGGUCGCCGUCGAUCUUGCGCGGACGCGCUACGAGAAUGUGGCGAAAGCGCUUGGCGGCUAUGGUGUUCACAUUGACGAGACGAAUGUGGAUGAGACGGAAAGCAUUCUAGGCGAUGCUCUUGAGAGCUCCAAAUCGAGCAGCGCUUUGGUCAAUGUGUUUAUUGGUAAAACGGAUUUCAGAGAUGGCUCGAUUUCGGUUUAA